GGAAGUCAGCGGCUUUCAUUCAUUCAUGACGUUUUACUGCCUAAAACUAGCGUUAGAUCCAAAAUGCGUCGGAAACAUGAACCUCAGCCAGCAGGCACAGAUCCUCCAAACGCGGAUAAAAAGGAGCAGAGACGGGGAGGACAACCUGAAUCUACGGUCCGGGUGUCUUACAGCUCCAUUCUCAUCAACUUUGGGAAAUGUUUACUUCUGAUCGUGAUCGUUCCCCCGUUCCUCAACUACGCAUCGCUGCAACGAGAAGGACAGGUGCUUCUGCCAAAAGAGGGGCAGAUGGUGGACGUUGGUUUGGGUCAGAAACUGCAUCUCUUGUGCAAAGGACGAGGAAAACCAGCUGUUAUACUAGAUGCACCAACAGGAAUGUCCUCCGACGUCUGGUUCUACGUCCAGGAGAAAAUUUCCUCUCUGACCAAGGUUUGUACAUACGACAGGGUGGGACUGGGAUUCAGCAAGCGAGUGAUGCAGAACGAAACGACAGGAACAGAGAAAGUCUGGGGGGCGUCCACAACCGGCCGGAUGGUGGAUGAUCUGCACCGACUCCUGCAGGCUGCAGAGAUAGCCCCCCCAUUCAUACUCGUUGGCUCAGAGCUCGGAGCGCUCAACAGCAGGUUCUACAGCCACAUUCAUGACGUGCAAGUGUCAGACCUGGUGCUGAUAGAUCCCAUCCCGGAGGACAUUUUUGAAGAGGACCAAUGGAAGGAGUACUGGUAUGGGAGGCUGCUUCCUUCUCUCCAGGUCCGUCAGUUUUCAGCAGCCACGGGUCUGAGCCGCAUGCUGAUCAUCCUGGGCGCCAUGGAGCCGGUGCUAAAGGGAGAAAAUCUCACUGAGGAGGUCAUGCAGCGUCAGCCACAGGAUGGCGCUAGCGGGAGAAUAAUCGCGCCUCCUCCUCCUCCUCAGCCCAGAUAG
Cyprinodon variegatus (sheepshead minnow) is the source of this 921-nucleotide messenger RNA. RefSeq lists its product as uncharacterized. The record is from RefSeq and is a predicted model, not a curated record. Lineage: Eukaryota; Metazoa; Chordata; Actinopteri; Cyprinodontiformes; Cyprinodontidae. The transcript is spliced from 9 exons. The coding region runs from base 64 to 921 and encodes 285 amino acids.